This is a messenger RNA of Schistocerca gregaria, 1266 nucleotides long. RefSeq lists its product as uncharacterized. The coding region runs from base 365 to 772 and encodes 135 amino acids. The record is from RefSeq and is a predicted model, not a curated record. Lineage: Eukaryota; Metazoa; Arthropoda; Insecta; Orthoptera; Acrididae. The transcript is spliced from 5 exons.
GCUUGAAAUGCGUGUCGAUUUGAGUGAUUUUGUGUGCUAUGCAGUUCGCAAAUAGACGAAAUGAAAAAGACUAUCAAAAUUCCCUUAUCGUGAUACACAUUUCGAAAUGAAGGAUUUAAUCACUGUAGGUUCCAUUUUGUAUCUAUUUUGCGUUUCAUUAAUAACUUGUUGAACCGACGUGAACUUAUAGCGUGUGCAACUCAUCCGUUGGUAAUUCGUUGUCGUACGUCGUAGCCAGCCUAGUGAUAGUACAUGGUAGCAAUUGAAAAUCAGUCUCUUCGGUUUUUUUCCGACUAUAUCUCCAUUUACGAAACUGUGGCUAAGAAUUGCUCCGAGUGAAAGAAAAUAUCCAUCAACUUCGUUUAUGAAACACAGGACGUUACGAAGAAGCAAUGUUGGUCUUUAUCCACAUCCGAUUAAUUAUUCGCCGUGUUCGCUUCCCACCAUUUUUCACGGGAACUCUUCCAAUAAAAAGGCCGUAUACAGGGUGAUGAGUGCUGAUGCAGAGUGUAGGGCCGUUCCACCUCUACGGCCUGUACGGGAGCAAGACGUGGAGAUCUUGUUGAAAUACCGCCACUGCUACCGCCACGAUGUGCAGUCUGAGCCGUCCCCGAGACCCACGCUCACGUAUGUAGUAUUAAACGUGGCAGCAGAGUUCAUCCUGAAGAAGCGCUGGCACCUGGCAGUCAGGCUAAGAAACAGAACCCUGCCAACAAAAUCCCGGAAACAUACACGAAGGAGAAGCAAGAGAUGGUGUCGGCAUGGGUGCUGAGGCAUUUUGGGAGCGCCCGGGACCGCUGCAGGUGGGUGGAAGGGCUGCACGAAGAUGCCGUCAGCGCAGAAGCUGCAGAGGUAACGUAUUGUGAAAGCUUUAGCUACGCAAGCAGUGGUCAGUAAAAUAAUAAUAUAAACAGAAAUUCGUAUACGCUAGGCACAGUACACUGUAAAUAUAAUGUGGUGAUAUGUCAAAGACUUAAUCGUUGCGUUACAUUCAAAUUUUCAACUGAAACUGUUUUAUUUGAAGGAGAAAACUUUAGUUUCCGUAAUGGUAGUAAAAACUUUUCAGUUAAACGUUUUAAUUAUCUGUUCCCAGCCUCAUCCUGAAUUCCGCAGAGUAAUUGUUGUGUUGGGCGUAAUUUAUAAUGAAUAGCAUGAAAUAACGUAAGCAAAUACAUAUUAGUAUACUUCCUCUUAUAAACUGUAGUGGUUCAUAGAUAAUGAGUUUAGUAGUGUGAGUUCCAUAUUUUAAAAAAGAAAACAGGAAAA